Colletotrichum spaethianum is the source of this 5163-nucleotide messenger RNA. RefSeq names its product THO complex subunit 3. The record is from RefSeq and is a predicted model, not a curated record. Gene Ontology annotation, biological process: mRNA processing; mRNA export from nucleus. Gene Ontology annotation, molecular function: mRNA binding. Gene Ontology annotation, cellular component: THO complex part of transcription export complex. NCBI's taxonomy places the organism in Eukaryota, Fungi, Ascomycota, Sordariomycetes, Glomerellales, Glomerellaceae. The coding region runs from base 1 to 5163 and encodes 1720 amino acids. The transcript has 4 exons.
AUGGAGCAAGCGUCUGCUCCCAUCUCCCAUCCGCCGUCCCCGGUGCCCACAACCUACUGCUACGAACAUAUAACCGACGAAGCGAUCGCUUCAUGGUCAAGCGGUAGCAGACAGGCAUUGAUCGACCAUGGCGUCAGCUCGAGGUCGGAUGUGGACACCGAGGAAUUGACCACCAUCUACCAAGAGUUCAUCCAUGCUGUCGUGGAGGGCCGACUGUCACCCGUCGACGCUGGCGCUUGCAUGAAGGAGAUACUUGGCACCGAAUCGCAAGAAAUGAUUAAGGACUCCUUCUCGUUUGAGCCGCACACUCUCUUCCUCGACACUUUGUCAAUCAUCUUCGACAAUGAUCGAAAUCUCUUCAAACCCCAGCUUCGCGAUUUUAUCCAAGCAACUGGCGUUUCGCCCGAACUUGUUCGCCAAACCCUUGAUGCGCAGCUACUCCAGGAUCUCGGUCUCAUCAGGGAAACCUUUGUGAAGCUUGGAAUUAGACACGCAACCAAUCUCUUGUACCGACAAGCCAACUACAACCUACUGCGCGAAGAAAGCGAAGGCUACUCCAAAUUAAUGACCGAACUCUUUACAACAAGCAGCGCAGAGCCCCCUUCCGCAGAAACGGCACAUGCAGCAUUCGAACGCCUGAAGGGACUUAUUGGGACUUUCGACCUUGACGUCGGAAGAGUACUCGACGUUACGCUGGACGUCUUUGCUGCCGUGCUCAUCAAGCAAUUUCGAUUCUUCAUCAAACUCCUCCGCGUCAGUUCUUGGUGGCCUCGCAACCAAAGCCCUGCUGCAACUAUUUAUACCGGUGGUUUACCACCCUGGGCCCUGCCCGAUCAUUCCCAUUGGAUGACUAGCGACGAAGUCGAAUUGACGACUGCUGAAUUGAGACGUCAACGAGAUGUUGAGUUCUGGGAUCGUGCGCGCGAAGUUCAUAUCGAUGCAUUCUUCCAGCUUGGAGGAAGGCAAGUCACAGAUGAGCAUCUCAAGCUGUUGGAGGCAUCAGAGUCUGCAUCCGAGGCUGAAGUCAACGCCGCCUCUGCAUGGAUGAAGGUGACAAAGACACUUCCCCCUCAAGGAAACCGAACCGCCGCCCAGCUCCUUGGCUUCAAGUUGCGAUUCUACGCCUCUGAUGCCAGAGAUCCUGAUGAUGUCUUGCCGGCAAACCUUCUCUACCUUGUCGCGCUACUCGUCAAGGUUGGGUUCAUGUCCCUAGUGGACAUCUAUCCUCAUCUGUGGCCUCUCGACGAGGAGAUGGAUUCGAUGAGGGAAAAGAAGAUGAAGGAGCUCGAGGAAAAGGAAAGACAAAGCCGACCUGGCGCCUCACAAAACGCCCUUCUCAUGGCUGGUGCGUUGCCUGACGACACGGCACCGCCGCCCGCAACGCGCACUCGAGACGCCGCUGGAAAGUCCGAUGCCGACUCCAAAGCCGAGGCCGGAUCUGAGGAGAAGGAUAAGCUACCGGAACCUAUGGAGCAGAAGGCAGCAUUACUCACGUGCCUGUUAACAAUCGGCGCCAUCCCCGAGUCGCUCUUUAUCCUUGGCCGUUUCCCUUGGCUCCCGGAGGCCUACCCCGAAAUCUUGGAUCGAAUUCAUCGCAUCCUAAACCACAGCAUCGAGAAGGUCUACAAAGAAAGCAAGCCCAGUGCGGUUGGCUCAGCCGAAUGCCCUUCAAAGCCCAUUGCUGACGUCGACCAAACAGGUGUCGCUAAAGGCACUAUCAAGCUUAGCACCACGCCAAUCAAGAAGUCCAUGAGAUGGCCAUUCCCGGACGGGUUCGACGGCAGAGACCAGCACUACAGAUUUUACUGGGACGAAUGGGCCGACAAUGUCCCAGUUUGUCAGACAGUUGACGAUGUCUUCACACUGUGUGACACGUUCCUGAACCUCUCUGGCGUGAACAUUGGCAAAGAUCCUGCGUUGCUCGCUAAGUUUGUCAGUAUCGGAGCCAAGAGUCUGGCGGAGGACCGCUCUCAACAAAACAUGGACCGAUGGCAGGAACUCUUGCGGCGUAUCCUGGUCCCCGCACUCAGCAUGACUACAGCUAAUGCCGCCGUUGUCAACUCCGUUUGGGAUUUGCUCAAGCUCUAUCCCGUCGCGAGCCGAUACUCCAUUUACGCCGAGUGGUUUGAGGGUCAAAUCUCCCGACUGCCGGCAAUGAAGGCUGCGUUCACCCGGACUCGUGUAGAAACCAGAGGAGUGAUGAAGCGCAUUUCUCUCACCAACCUUAGCGAGAUGGCCAAAUCACUGGCCAAGACCAGUUACUCCUCACCCGGCAUUGUCUUCAAGGAAGCCCUAGGCCAGAUCGAGUCUUAUGCCAAUCUCAUCGAAGCUUUCGUCGAAUGUGCCAAAUAUUUCACCGACUUGGCAUACGACGUUUUGAUAUGGUCCUUGAUGAGCUCUUUGGGCGGCAAGCGAAGCCGCACACAAGAGUCUUCUAUCCUGCUGACCAGCAAGUGGCUCCAGGCGCUUUCCAAGUUUGCUGGCAAAGUCUUUAAGCGGUAUUCCAUCCUGGACCCGACUCCGAUCCUCAAAUAUGUCAACGAUCAGCUCUUUCAGGGCAACUCGACUGACCUGAUCAUUCUCAAGGAGCUCGUGGCCUCCAUGGGCGGUGUGGUCCAAGUCCUUGACUUCACUGAUGACCAAAUUCUGGCUAUGUCGGGAGGUGAGGUGUUGCGGCGUCAGACGCUUCUCAGUCUUCAAGACAAGCGGUUUGAGUCGACUCGCAGCGCCAAGCGCUUGAUGCAGUCCCUCGUUGACUCGAAUCUUGCCGGGCGUGUGCUCAUCAAUGUCGCACAAUACCGACAAUCUGCCAUCUACAAACUUCCAGACGACGAGGCGCACAUAAAGUAUAUUGGCUCUGUCAUUGACGAUAGCCAUCAGAUUCUGGUCCAAUACCUGGAUCUCCUGCGGACCAACUUGGAGCCCCAUGAAUUCGAUUCGCUGGUGCCUGCCAUCACCCGUCUCAUGGACGAGUUCGGCCUCGACGCAAGCCUGGCAUUUCUUAUUGGCCGAGAGGGCGUUUCUCAUAACAUGUUUGCCACGAAGCCCGAAUCGUCGACAAACCCGACCGACUCGGACGGAGAUGUCUCUAUGGCUCAGAAUGCCGUUGAGGCAAAAGAGACGACUGGAGAGACGACUGGAGAGACGACCGGGGAGCCGAUUGAGACGGAGGACAAGACAAUGACGCCAGCCGAGAUUCGAGAAAAGGCAAAGCAGGACUCCCUGCGCCAGAUCCACGAGGCUCUUGAACCUAUUGUCGAAUCGAUGCGGUCAAUCACACCAGCGUCCUCUUGGAGCAAGCUCAGCCCCGAGUUCUAUGUUCUGUUUUGGGCAUUGCAACUCGGUGACAUUGAGGUACCUGCUGCAAGUUACAAUAGUGCUCAUAAAAGGCUUUCGAACAUGCAAAGAGACCUCAACAGAGAUCGCUCAGACAUGAGCCGCAGUGGGAUCAACAAGAAGGAGACCAAGAAAGCCGAGCUUCUCAAGAUCAGCAACGAGCUGCCCAAAGAAGCAGACUCCCAGAUGAAGCGAGCGCGAGUUGUCCGAGACUACAUGUCGGAGCACAUGGCAACAUGGUUUCCUGGCUCGGCGACCAAAUUGAAUGGUAUCUCGGAUGCAAUCCUCGAGCAAUGCUUGCUUCCGCGUCUCGUGCUCUCGGCUAGUGAUGCAGAGUACUGCUCUGUGCUUAUUAGAAAGCUUCACACAUUCGGUGCACCAAACUUCCGACUGAAGGCGUUGUAUGAUAGACUCUUCAACGUCAAUAGGCUGCGGGCGAUGAUUUUCACCUGCACCGUCCGCGAGGCGGAGCACCUCGGCAGGUUUCUCAACUGCAUCCUCAAAGACCUAGCCAAAUGGCAUCGCGACACGAACGUUUACGAGAGGGAGGCUGUCGGCAAGCGUAGCUUCCUUCUUGGCUUUGCCUCCGAGUUUGAUGACAAUGGAAAGCCGACAUCUUAUUAUGAUCAUGCGCAAUUCCGAGACAUCCUGUACGGAUGGCACAACAAGCUCAACUUGGCGUUGAAGUCCUGCCUGGGGGGGAUGGAAUGGAUGCACAUUCGCAAUGCCAUGACAGUGCUCAAGGCUGUUCUCGACUUCUUCCCGGCGGUUACCUUUAUGGGCAACCAAUUCAUCGAGCAGCUCAAAACAAUCACCGAGCGCGAAGCGGCUUCGAAGACUGCAUCUGCUGGAGGGGAGGGCCACCGAGUGGACCUUUCUGUCGCUGCCCAAGGUGCUCUAUCCGAGUUACAAAGGAGAAAGGCGAAAUGGGUGUUGCCAGCUGGCUUCCGGCCGAACAUGAAUGGUCAAGCUCAAGGGAAAGCCAAGGAUGGUGAAGCUAGCGGCGUCAACAACCUGCGCCCUACUGCGGCUGAGUUCAAGCCAGCUUUAGCCAAAACUGCGGCAGAGCAGGAAGACGGAGAGGUCAAGGACGGUAAAGACGCCGAGUCUCGGCCUGCAGCCUCACCUGCCCCAGGCUCAAUCACACAGAAAGAUGCCAAUUUGCCUCCAAAGCCAUCGGCUUCCCCCGUAGAGCCUGCCAAGGUCGGAUUCGGACGUGUGGACUUCGGUUCUGCUGGCUCAAGCAAGCCAUCGACGCCCAAGCCAGUUGCCGCCACCCCGACACAGAGUAAUGCGAACCACCGAGAUGUACCCAAGACUACCCCCACACCCACGGGCCCCGACCGAAGCGCACAUAGCCUUCCUAAGCGACCAGACGCCAUUACGGACGGACCCACUUCACCCCAGACGCGCUGCCAGACCGUCGAGACCAGAGAGAACCGCGAGAACCCCGCGGUCCCAGAGACACAAGAGAACCUCGGGACCUUAGAGAAAACCGAGACCCGCGGGAAUCUUCGAGGGAUCCUAGAUUCCCUGAGCCUUCUCGACCUGAACGCGGUCGUGACUUUGCCAACCAAGACAGACGUGGGCCAGAUGCUCCAUCUAGAGAACCCGGCCGGCUGUCAGAGAAAGAUUGGCCACCUAGGCAAGACACGCUUCCUCCCCGCCGCGACCACGGAGCCCACGAGCGUGACAGUCGGCCCCCUCGCGACAGGCCGGCGCCGACGAAUGGACGCAAUGCCGAGCCUGGCAGACUUUCUCGAGAACCUGUUGCCGUUACACCGCCGCCACAGUCAACUCAGAAGCCACCUGAGGACCCGCCAGUAA